This is a messenger RNA of Helianthus annuus (common sunflower), 636 nucleotides long. RefSeq lists its product as uncharacterized. The transcript has a single exon. Gene Ontology annotation, molecular function: nucleic acid binding; zinc ion binding. Lineage: Eukaryota; Viridiplantae; Streptophyta; Magnoliopsida; Asterales; Asteraceae. Bases 1 to 636 code for a protein of 211 amino acids. The record is from RefSeq and is a predicted model, not a curated record.
AUGUUGGACAAAUGUGAUGGUCCUUUGACCCCAGGUGCCACUAUUACCUUGGACCAAAUCAAGAAAGAUGCAUCCCAGUUAAAUGUUGUGUAUGCUGGCCAGAACAAGUAUGAAGUCAGUGGUGAGGGUCAUAAUCAGUGUGUAGUGGACAUGAACACAAAGUCAUGCACUUGCAGGAAGUGGGAACUUACAGGCAUGCCAUGCAAGCAUGCAGUGGCUGUAAAUUGGGAUAUGGUUAGGUAUGGUAUGGAAGUUGAUAUUCCGGAAGCAUGGGUGGAUGAGGUUUAUUGGUUAGAUAACUGGAAAAAGGUCUACCAGUUUACCAUUGAUCCAAUCAAUGGUAGGGAAAUGUGGGAACCAACAAACUGCCCUACUACAUUAUUACCACCAAAACACCAUAACCAAGUGGGCAGACCUAAAAAGGCUAGGAAGAAGAGUGCUGAGGAAAUUUAUGAGAAGAAACAGAAGACUGCUGAGGUGAUUUCACAGAGCAUUGAAAAACAGGGGAAGCUUACUAGGAAAGGUGGGUCUGUCACUUGUAAGGUUUGCAAACAGAAGGGGCACAACAUGAGAGGAUGCAAGGAGAAGGGAGGUUUGAAGUUUGCUGGGUUUGAAGAUUCUGCAUCACAAGUUUAA